Eptesicus fuscus (big brown bat) is the source of this 960-nucleotide messenger RNA. Its product is annotated as 17-beta-hydroxysteroid dehydrogenase type 3-like. Gene Ontology annotation, molecular function: oxidoreductase activity. Gene Ontology annotation, cellular component: endoplasmic reticulum. The record is from RefSeq and is a predicted model, not a curated record. The transcript is spliced from 11 exons. NCBI's taxonomy places the organism in Eukaryota, Metazoa, Chordata, Mammalia, Chiroptera, Vespertilionidae. The coding region runs from base 1 to 960 and encodes 319 amino acids.
AUGGAGUCGGACUGGGACACGCUGAGAGCGCUGGGGGCGGUGACCGCCGCGUGCCUGCUGCUGUGGGCGGCGUGGGGGGUGGGCUGCACGGUCUAUGUGUACCUGCUGCCCCCGGUACGCCGGGGAGCCCCAUGGCUCAGGGCGCACGGAGCCUGGGCAGUGGUGACAGGACCCACCAGUGGCAUCGGCAAGGCCUAUGCACACGAGCUCGCCCGGAGAGGUCUGAACAUCGUCCUCAUCAGUCGCAACCUGAGCAAGUUGGAGCAUGAGGCGGAGGAGAUAGAGCGGCUUCAUGGCAGGCUCACUCGAGUCAUCCAGGUGGACUUCACCGGCGGCUUGGAGAUCUACGAGGCCGUUAAGACAGGCCUGAAGGGCCUGGAGGUCGGAGUCCUGGUGAACAACGUGGGCAUGUUAUAUGAAAAGGCCAUGGCGAAGCUGCUGGACUGCGAGGACGUGGCCAAAAGACUCUCUGAUGUCAUCAACUGCAACAUCAUGUCUGUGGCCCAGAUGACCGCAAUUGUCCUGCCCCAAAUGGUCUCCAGGCGCAAAGGCAUCGUCAUUAACAUCUCUUCCUUUACUGACCGGAAGCCCUGGCCGCUUCUAUCAGCCUACGCCGCUUCCAAGGCCUUUGUGCGAAACUUCUCGCAGGCAGUGGGCGCGGAGUACUGCUCUCAGGGAGUCCUCGUGCAGACAGUGAGCCCCCUCAUGAUCGAGUCAAAUAUGACCAAUAACGUAAAAUACCGGACGCUGGUAUUGAAUUCCGCGGACUUUGCUCGGCAGGCGUUGGACACCCUUGGCCUCACCUCCCAAACCUCUGGAUGCUUCAGCCACGCUGUGCAGAUUGCCCUGCUGGCUCUCUCCCUGCCCAGCUGGUUUUGUCUCAGUCGCUGGGGACCAAAGUUUUUACUUCUGUUGAACAACGCUACGGUGAAGGCAAAGCCCUCCCAUAAAAGGCCCUGA